This is a messenger RNA of Telopea speciosissima, 1909 nucleotides long. Its product is annotated as pentatricopeptide repeat-containing protein At1g06143-like. Gene Ontology annotation, biological process: RNA modification. The record is from RefSeq and is a predicted model, not a curated record. Gene Ontology annotation, molecular function: RNA binding; protein binding. Lineage: Eukaryota; Viridiplantae; Streptophyta; Magnoliopsida; Proteales; Proteaceae.
UGAUAUCGUUGUUCAGGAGAAACAAGCACAAUAAAACGAAUUUCACCUUCUUCCUGCAUUAUUCGAUCUCAAAUGUGAUGCCAAAGUCCGACCACUUUACCCACCGGCGGGUGGUAGCUUCUCAAUUGAAGAGAUGUUCCGAGAGCUGAAAGAGCUCGAAUCUGUUUACGCAACAAUGCUCAAGAGGGAUUCCUACCAAGACUGUUUCUUAAUGAAUCAAUUCGUUAGUGUGUGCUCUACCUUAGGUCGAAUGGAUUCUGCUAUACUCGCCUUUGCCCACAUGGAAGAACCCAAUGUUUUUGUGUACAACGCCAUGAUCAGAGGCUUUGUUCGGUGUGCUUCCUCAAUUCAGGGUCUCCAGUUUUACUUACAGAUGUUAAGGGCAGGAGUCUCCCCCACAAGCUUUACGUUCUCAUGUUUAAUCAAAGCUUGUAGCCAUUUAUCUGCGGUGGGUUUUGGUGAAGCAGUUCAUGGUCACAUUUGGAACAAUGGUCUUGAAUCCCAUGUUUUUGUUCAAACUGCUCUGCUUGAUUUUUCUUCAAUCAUUGGUAAAACUCUCCAAUCCCGGAAGGUGUUUGACGAAAUGCCCGAAAGAGAUGCCUUUGCAUGGGCUUCAAUGAUUGCUUGUCACUUGCGGGUUGGAGACUUGGCUUCCACAGAGAAGUUGUUCAACGAGAUGCCUGAAAAGAACACUGCGUCUUGGAAUACCAUGAUUGAUGGCUAUGCUAGGUCUGCAAAUGUUGAGUCUGCUGCAGUCUUGUUCAAUCAGAUGCCUGUGAGGGAUCUGGUCACAUGGACAACCAUGAUCUAUUGUUAUUCACAAAACAAGCAGUUCCAGGAAGCACUGGGAGUCUUUCAAGAGAUGAAGAAUGCAGGGGUCAGACCUGAUGAAGUCACAAUGUCCACGGUGAUUUCAGCUUGUGCCCAUCUUGGAGCUCUUGAUUUAGGAAGGGAUAUACAUCUAUACGUGAUAAAAAAUGAGUUCAGUCUUGAUAUUUAUAUUGGAUCUGCAUUAAUUGAUAUGUAUGCAAAAUGUGGGAACUUGGAUAGAUCUCUUGUGGUCUUUUUCAAACUCAGAGAAAAAAGUCUAUUCUGCUGGAAUUCUGUGAUUGAAGGGCUUGCAUCUCAUGGAUACGCAAAAGAAGCAUUGGCCAUGUUUAGCUGCAUGGAGAGGGAGAAAGUCUUGCCAAACAAGGUUACUUUUAUUAGUGUCCUUGGUGCUUGUACUCAUGGUGGACUGGUCGAAGAAGGACGUCGUAGAUUUUUUAGCAUGACACAGGACUACUCGAUCUAUCCUGAAAUUGAACACUACGGGUGUAUGGUUGAUCUCCUGUGCCGCGCUGGCCUUGUUGACGAGGCACUGGGAUUGAUAAGAGGCAUGACAAUUGAACCAAAUGCAGUCAUAUGGAGGGCCGUUUUGGGUGGGUGUAAGCUUCACGGAAACUUUGAAAUAGCUCAAAUUGCAGUUGAUAAAUUGAUAAUUUUGGAGCCAGACAACUUUGGCUACUAUGUUCUUCUAAUUAACAUGUAUGCUGAAGCAAACCAUUGGAGUGAGGUUGCAAAGGUGAGGGCAAUCAUGAAGGAAAGAGGAGUAACAAAGAAGAGUCAUGGAUCUAGUUGGAUCGAAGCAGGGGUAGCAUCUGACAUAUCACACCCCAUUUCUGGUAAGAUUUAUAGUCUUGCAGAAUUAGAUGAGCAACUAAUGCUUACAGGCUAUGUACCAGAACUUGAGAGUUAAUUUCAUAGUAUUGAAUUCCUUCUUAAUGCUACAAGCCGAACAAAAACUUUCCAUACAAGCAAGUGAAGCUUAAAAGGAACCAUGCAAUCUUUAACUCGAGAGGGGGUGAGGAACCUGGACCAAGAGAGAACAAACAAUCAAACCGAAGCUCUAAAGAUGUGUCCUUGGCAU